CUAAAACAGUUUAAAGAAUGUACGACGGUAAUUCUUUAUUUACUUAUAAUAAUAUCUUUACAAAAAUUCAUUUUGAAAGGUUACUAACUCUACUUUCUUCUUUUGGUUCGAUUUCGAUUUGUUAAAAUAAAAAAUGCUUGUUUUAGACGCAGGUUCUACUUCCAUUCUAUCAAAGAUCCCAGUUGAAAAACUAGAGACAUCAAGACUUUGGACUUCAGAAGCGCUUGUGCAAUUUCCAAAGGAAGUCUUACAACACCAUAAAGAUUAUCUUCAAGUAUGUGACAUUAUCAGCACUUUUACCUACCAGCUUGAUGAAUCAAUUUAUGACGAGCAAGUUGAAAAGGUCCCUCUCUUGGAAGUUUACUCCCGCAGUAUGGCCCUUGCCCUGCAAGCCAGAGAGGAAGUUAAGCUUCCUAAAAAAUACGUUGCUCUUACUCUGGGUAGCCAUGCCGCAACCAUUCCAGGAGCCAUGGAAUACCGCAUGGUUUACGAUAAACCUGGCGAUUUCGAUAUGCUCUACAACUUUCACAAAAAGCGCCUUGAGCAGUUUCAGUCUUCUAACCCAGAAGCCUUUAAGCAAAUUGACUAUUUGGCGUUUGAAAGUCUUCCACACAUCACUGAGGCUCUUGCCUUGCACAAGCUUUUGACUGACUUCAAGGGUUGGAACAAGCGAUGCUGGAUUACUAGCACUUGUCCCGAUUUGAAAAGUCUUGAUCGUGUGAAACAAAUUCUUACUGCUCUUCUAGACACAAAUUCUGAAUAUAUCUGGGGUGUUGGUGUCAAUUGCUGUCACAUUAGUUUACUUCCCACCAUCACUAGCACCCUCUCGGAUCUUUUUAAAGGCCAUGCUGACAAAACUGUGAUGCUCUACCCUGACGGCCGUGGUUUUCCUAAUCCUUAUACCACAUCUCUCACCUCUGAAGUGAAGCCUGCUCCCUCUCCCGAGGAAUGGGCUGACUCAUCUUUUGAAUACUCUAAAUUAAAUGACGGCAAUGUUGUUGUCGGUGGUUGUUGUGAAACGGAUAUCCGCCAUGUUAGUAAUUUAAGAACUAAAUGUCAUUAGAAUAAUCGUUUGUCUAACUAGCUUACUUUUUUAUUUCGCUUUUUCAUGUAAAGUUCAUAGAAUCCUUCGAUGCGUUAUGCUUACCAAACUCUUUAUUAUGUUUCCUAAAACCCAUUUUACCCUAAUCUAAAUUGUUAUAAUACAUCUAUCACAACUCUCUAUACGAUAAAUUGUCAAAACAGAGAAGCC
Molecule: messenger RNA, 1252 nt
Organism: Schizosaccharomyces octosporus yFS286
Lineage: Eukaryota; Fungi; Ascomycota; Schizosaccharomycetes; Schizosaccharomycetales; Schizosaccharomycetaceae
Product: homocysteine methyltransferase
Exons: 1
Coding region: 134-1063 (309 amino acids)
Biological process (GO): S-methylmethionine cycle
Molecular function (GO): S-adenosylmethionine-homocysteine S-methyltransferase activity
Source: RefSeq, a predicted model, not a curated record